AGGGCUAUGGAGAGGGGAAGAGUGGGAAGGAUCCAGGGUUGUGGGGAGUGUGGAAACAGGGGGCUAUCAGUGGGUUAGUUGAGGGGGCCUCCGCAGCCUUCUAGGUCCCUGGCUGUUAGUAAACUGGCCCUUCCCUAGCCUCUGUCCUUUGUCUUCCAGGGAGCAGGGUCUGUUCCUACCUGACGCUGCCAGGCCAGACGCCCUCAGCAAGGCCCCCACAGAGAUUGGGGUGAGACAGUUGGGCUAAAGGCACUCUGAAAAUCAGGCCCAUGCAGCAGGUGUUCACUGUCCAGGCCAAGAAAUGUGAAGGUUUGAAAGCUUCAGAGAGAGCCGCUGGAGGGACACACAAAAGCCCUUUGUCCAGGCCAUGUGGUUUCCUGGAGGGAUGCCCUAGACACCGACUCCUCCCUGAGGGGCUUGGGGUGGGGUCCCAGCACAGAGCUGGUGGCCUCAACAGCAGGAGGAACACUGUGCACCAAGGUUAAAUGCAGCUCCAGAAAUCUCCCCUGAAAGAAAGGAAGCAGCCGGAAUUGUGGGGUAUCUGGGCACAUCCUCUGGAGACUACAGGGUCUUCUCACCAUCCCAGUGGGGGAAUGGUCACUCCUGAUCUCAGAGGCUGUGUUUGCAGUAACUUGUAAUAAAUUAUAAAUUUAGAGGCAACUCUCAAAACAAUCCUAGUCAUCCCCCCUCCCCCAAGUGCCAGUGACUGUAGAGAUGGAUGGACCACCACAGGGAGGGAAACCUCUGGGGUGAGCCUGGGAGAUCCAACCCUCCCCAACACAUACAGAAAAACCGACAUUAUUCAAUUCAUACAAAUUUCCUCCUUUGUGACUCGGGGACAUUAAGAAAUCUUCCCUCCAAGGUGAGGAUUAAGCCGUUCCUGAUGACAACUGUGUUAGUUGUCCAGGCAAGUUCAAAGGUGAUGCAGGGGGCACCCCUUGGCAGGAGGCUCUCACCAACCCCAGCAUUACACAGGACUGGGAGAGCAGGGAGGGUGGGCCAGGCCCAGCGGCACUUUGAUGGCCUCUGCCUCCUCCGCCUCCCAGGGCAGCAGUCCCAGCCCCACCACCGCCCCAGUGCUCCCCCUCCCACUCGCCAAGCCCUGUGCUCCUGCUCCUCCAUCCAGGUUUUCCGUUGGAGGCCAAUGAGGAAGCUAAGAAGGACAGGGGGUGCGAUGUGGGAAUGCCCCUGGCAGGUCUGAGGCGUCAGGGGAAUUCCAACCAGUCUUUCCGGGUGCCCAGAAGCACCUCCCGUCCCUGUGCGGCUAGGGAGCCCGCGGGAUAUUCUUCCACACGCUGCUGACUCCAGAGCCUAGGACAAGGGCCCGCGAGACCACAGCCAUGGUGGGCCCUCGGCACCCAGUGUCAGUCCGUGCAGCAGCUCUGGUGCAGACAGAGAAGCUCCAAAUGUUCGCCUUCUCUGUGUGCUGGUCGGAUGACAGCAACACCUUGGUGCGGAGGAGCUGGGACGAGUUUAAGAGGCUCCAUAAAAUCCUUAAGGAGACCUUCCCGGUGGAGGCAGGCCUGCUGCGGAGAUCCGACCGAGUUCUCCCCAAACUUCCAGACGCAUCUACAUCACUGUUGGCGCGUGGGGGGCGCAAAGGCCGUGGCCUGGCGCGCCUGCAGUUGCUGGAGGCCUAUUCUCGGGCGCUGCUGGAGGCAGAGCAAGUAUCCAGGGGGCCGGUGCUCACCGCCUUCUUCGAGCCACAGAUCCAGGACCUGGAGCCUUCACUCCCACUUGGCAGCCUGGUGAUCCUGCCCGUCCUGGAAGAGCCCCCACCCCGCCCUGUGGGCAGUCUUGCUACAGGCAGCCUGGAGGCUCUGCGCCUGCACUGUCUGCAGCCCUUCAGUACCCAGGAUACACGGGGCCAACCCUUCCAUGCGCAGGCCCAGGAGGCCCUAGACGUGCUGCUGCGACACCCCUCAGGUUGGUGGCUGGUGGCUAAUGAAGACCAGCAGACAGCAUGGUUUCCUGCUCCCUACUUGGAAGAGGUGGCCCUGGGCCAAGGACAAGACGGGAGACAGCCCUUAGGGAGUAGUGGCUCCCAGUUCUGUGCUUCCCAAGCCUACGAAGGCAGCCGGGCCGACGAGCUGUCAGUGCCUGCGGGGGCAAGAGUGCACGUGCUGGAAAUGUCCGACCGCGGCUGGUGGCUGUGCAGGUUCGGUGGCCGCACAGGCCUUCUCCCCUCUGUGUUACUGCAGCCAGAUGGGCUCGGCAAGCUCCUGAAUGGACCAGGGUUCUCUUCUGGGGCAGAGGGUGGAGAGAACAGGGCGGGGGAGGCCCAAAGCUCCCCUGAGUCCCCCCAGGUCAUGACACUUCCUCCUGCUGUGCCAGCCCGCCCCCCGCUGAGUGCCAUUCAGAGCCGCUGCUGCACCAUCACCCGUAGGAAACUGGGGAGGGACCCACGGAGUCAGGGACAUCCUUGAGGGUGUGUGGAACCGCAUGGAGAGUGCUGUGUACCCCACAGCUGGAGCGGCAGAGGCUCCCAACCCCGGGGAUGACUGAUGGCAGCCACACCGCCCCCAGGGCAGGGGGAGGGUGGGGUUCUCUGGCUGGCAGGACCAGGAAGCUACACUCUCCCAUUUCCUCUGAGUGAAGGUCUGAUUAACCCACACUCAGUGUCCGUGCUGAGGGGCAGGGCCUGUUGGAUUGCACAGGCCAAGGCACGGGGGUGGUGUUUGGCCAAGGUUGUAGCCUGGGACCUGGGGUGAGACAAAACCAAACCGACACAGGGAACUGGGAUAAAACCUUCUGGUGUUUCAACAACAAAAAUAAAAAAUAAAAAACAAAAAA
Messenger RNA from Myotis davidii, 2793 nucleotides. It is a transcript of the gene NOXO1, whose product is annotated as NADPH oxidase organizer 1. The record is from RefSeq and is a predicted model, not a curated record. Lineage: Eukaryota; Metazoa; Chordata; Mammalia; Chiroptera; Vespertilionidae. Bases 1341 to 2426 code for a protein of 361 amino acids. Gene Ontology annotation, biological process: superoxide anion generation. The transcript is spliced from 8 exons. Gene Ontology annotation, molecular function: protein binding; phosphatidylinositol binding; superoxide-generating NADPH oxidase activator activity.